UGCCCUGCUGCAAGUAACUACUGAAAAUCAGCUUGUUGCAUCUUAUAGUCAUCCACAAAAAUGCCUCAUUUUACAAGACUCAUUUUGUUCUUGUUUUGCUUUAUGAUUCUUGUGGAAAGCAGAAAGUCCAGGAGGCUGCUGGAAAUGCCCAGGCCAAGUCAUUUAUAUAAGAAGAACCUCGAUGUAACCAAAAUGCAAAAAGGGAAACCUCAGCCACUUCUCAGAGUGGACGACCAUGAUUUCACCAUGAGGCCCGCCUUUGGAGGUCCUGCCAUUCCGGUGGGUGUGGAUGUGCAGGUGGAGAGCCUGGACAGCAUCUCUGAGGUGGACAUGGACUUUACCAUGACACUGUACCUGCGGCAUUACUGGAAGGUUUAGAGGCUGGCCUUCCCCAGCACAAGCAACAAGAGCAUGACCUUUGACAGUAGGCUGGUGAAGAAGAUCUGGGUUCCCAACAUCUUCUUUGUUCACUCAAAAAGGUCAUUCAUCCAUGAUACUACCACUGACAACAUCAUACCAUGUGCUGUACAUGAGGUAACUUUCCAGAGGAUUACAGUCACUGCCAUGUGCAACAUGGACUUCAACCACUUUCCCCUGGACUCACAGACCUGUUCACUGGAGUUGGAAAGCUAUGCGUACACAGAUGAAGAAAUGAUGCUGUAUUGGAAGAAUGGGGAUGAAUCACUGAAAACAGAUGAGAAAUCUCUCUCUCAGUUUCUAAUCCAGAGGUUUCAUACCACUUCCAGACUGGUCUUCUACAGUAGCACACUGGUAGCUAACUUUAGCCAUGGCUGGUACAACCGUCUGUACAUUAACUUCACUCUGCGUCAUUACAUCUUCUUCUUCUUGCUCCAAACUUAUUUCCCUGCGACCCUCAUGGUCAUGUUGUCCUGGGUGUCCUUCUGGAUCAACCGCAGAGCUGUGCCUGCCAGAGUGUCACUGGUUAUCACCAAGGGGCUGACCAUGUCCACCAUCAUCACGGGUGUGAAUGCCUCCAUGCCCCGCGUCUCCUACAUCAAGGCCGUGGAUAUCUACCUGUGGGUCAGCUUCGUGUUCGUGUUCCUCUAGGUGCUGGAGUACGCCGUUAACUACCUGACCACAGGGCAAAAGCUGAAGGAACUAAACGUAUCUGACACCUCUCCUUGUGUUUGCUGCUGCAGUUCCCAUGCAUGGGUGGUAUCAAGAACCACGAUGCUGGAUGGAAGUUACAGUGAAUCGGAAGCCAACAGCCUGGCUGGGUACCCAAGAAGGCACAAUCUGACAGAAGAAGAAAGACAAGACAAAAUAGUGGUCCACCUGGGUCUGAGCAAUGAAUCCAACUCCUCCAGGAAGAAGGGGCUUCUGAAGGGCCAGAUGGGUCUUCGCAUCUUCCAGAACACUCAUGCCAUUAACAAAUACUCCAGGUUGAUAUUUCCUGCUGCCUAUAUAUUUUUCAACUUAAUUUAUUGGUCAGUGUUUUCUUAG
This is a messenger RNA of Chrysochloris asiatica (Cape golden mole), 1464 nucleotides long. RefSeq names its product gamma-aminobutyric acid (GABA) A receptor, rho 2 (gene GABRR2). The record is from RefSeq and is a predicted model, not a curated record. NCBI's taxonomy places the organism in Eukaryota, Metazoa, Chordata, Mammalia, Afrosoricida, Chrysochloridae. Gene Ontology annotation, molecular function: neurotransmitter receptor activity; GABA-A receptor activity; extracellular ligand-gated monoatomic ion channel activity. Gene Ontology annotation, cellular component: membrane; synapse; GABA-A receptor complex. Gene Ontology annotation, biological process: regulation of membrane potential; nervous system process; chemical synaptic transmission.